CGUUUUCGCAUCCCCACCAUACUGUCCGCUCAGUCCAGCUGACGAGCGAUCAUCGUUCGAUCAUCGUCAUUAUUAUCGUUGCCGUCACGGUCGUCACAGUGGGACCGAAUUCGUGCACAUUGUUCCUAAUAACGGUAUCGCGCGGACGGGAAGACGGCCUUCACGGGGCGCGACGUAACAAAAGGCAAAGGACGAGACAAACAACGGCCUCUCGCUCGCGCUCUCCUCACUCUCGACCCUUCUCCCUCUACCUCGCGCCGCGGAGGUCUUUCUCUAUCUCCUCCCUUCCUCUCAAUCUCGCUCGCUCGUUCGCGAGCAAACGUCGCAGAUCCGGGGACCUCGUAAGAAAUAACCCUCGUCUCUCGCGUCCCGCGCGUGAGAGAAAGAGAGAGUACAGAGUGCGUGCUACGUAAAUCUGGCACGCGUACGGACGCGCGUGUGGGUGCCGUGAUUGUUCUCGGCGGGACUGUCGCGCGGAGAUAGACAACGCGCGCAAGGUGCGCGGUGAAGGAAGGAGGUCGUCGUCGUCGUCGUUGCCAUCGCCGUCGCCGUCGUCGUCCGUCAAUCGCGCGUGCACACGCAUCUACGGAUCUACACCUAUCGCGGAGAGGGACGGAGAGUGAGAGAGAAGGAGCGAGCGUGAUCAGCCAUCAGUCGUUCGCAGAAGUUAACGGGGAGCAGCCAUUCGUAAGGGAUGUCCACCCCUGCGAGGAGGCGAUUGAUGAGGGACUUCAAGAGAUUACAGGAAGAUCCACCGACCGGAGUAUCAGGCGCCCCGACAGACAAUAAUAUUAUGAUAUGGAAUGCAGUUAUAUUUGGACCACAUGAUACUCCGUUUGAAGAUGGCACCUUUAAACUUACAAUAGAAUUCACAGAAGAAUACCCCAACAAGCCACCGACAGUGAGAUUUGUUAGUAAAAUGUUCCACCCUAACGUAUACGCGGACGGUGGAAUAUGUCUGGACAUACUACAAAAUCGCUGGAGUCCUACUUACGACGUCUCAGCCAUCCUAACAUCUAUACAGUCACUUUUGGACGAACCGAAUCCUAAUUCGCCAGCCAACUCUUUAGCGGCGCAAUUGUACCAAGAGAACAAGCGGGAGUACGAGAAGCGAGUGGCCACUGUCGUCGAACAGUCUUGGCUGAAUUUCCAAGAGAGCCACACGGAGGACAAUCCUCGCUGACAUUAAGUAUGCCGCUUUUUCACACGACGCGUAAGAGAUCUCUGUCGCAGCUUCUCUGUCUAAUAUAAAAGUUGUCCCCCCCCCGCCGCUCCCCCUCCGUAUUAUAUACAUACGUAAUGAUUCGGUCGACACGUUUUUCGGUGGAGCUGUAUCUGUAAUAUUCCUUUAACAUCUCGUGGCGAACAUUCCGUGUGUUGUGAAUGUUGUGAUCCAACAAGUCUGUAGAACACAAUGAAGGGAGAUUUGCACGGCUCUCACUGUUGCAAAAAAAAUAUCGAAAGAAAAAAAUUAACAAAAAAUAGGUAGAAAAUCGGAACGAUGUGAAGUUGCACUAUAAACUUAUGUGAUCUUUUACUUAUAAGUACAACAUGUAUUGUCUUGUUCUUAUAACUAGCCGUUAUGUAGGUAUCCCUCUCGCGCAAAAGUAAAAAAAAAAGAUAAUGUCCAUACAAUGUUUCGCCAUACCUUAAUCUUGCAGGCAAAUUGACUUUCUAUUAUUUUACAAGUGUAGAGACGAGCUUGUGGAAAAUGCAAUUGUACUGAAGAAAUAUGAAAGUCUGUAAGUCGCUUCUGGAAAGUCUACUUUCACCAUGUGUAACGGCGCAAAAUAUAAGAAAAUAGUAUGAUUAUUUCUCGUUUUCAACUUGGUAUUAACCAUUAGAAAGUCAUGCUUGUAUUAGACUGUAAAUGAAUGUCAUAUAUUGAAUUGAUAGUAAUCGAAUUAAUAAAUUUUGCAAGAAAGAAA
Molecule: messenger RNA, 1928 nt
Organism: Wasmannia auropunctata (little fire ant)
Lineage: Eukaryota; Metazoa; Arthropoda; Insecta; Hymenoptera; Formicidae
Gene: Ubc6
Product: ubiquitin-conjugating enzyme E2-17 kDa
Exons: 4
Coding region: 695-1183 (162 amino acids)
Biological process (GO): protein polyubiquitination; proteasome-mediated ubiquitin-dependent protein catabolic process; DNA repair
Cellular component (GO): HULC complex
Molecular function (GO): ubiquitin conjugating enzyme activity
Source: RefSeq, a predicted model, not a curated record